This is a messenger RNA of Cutaneotrichosporon cavernicola, 2637 nucleotides long. RefSeq lists its product as uncharacterized. Bases 1 to 2637 code for a protein of 878 amino acids. The record is from RefSeq and is a predicted model, not a curated record. Gene Ontology annotation, cellular component: cytoplasm. The transcript is spliced from 7 exons. NCBI's taxonomy places the organism in Eukaryota, Fungi, Basidiomycota, Tremellomycetes, Trichosporonales, Trichosporonaceae.
AUGACCGACACGGCGCUGGACGCCACACCCUCGGCGGUGGAUAAGCCCCGGCCCAUGUCGGCACACUCCGCUUCGGUUCACUCAGACACCUCCGCCGGGUCCGAGUACAGCCCCGAACUCGCGACGACCGCGACGAUGCAGGACAUCUCGCUCGACGACGACAGAGACGCCGACGACUUCCGCACCCCCGAACCCGCCACCACUCCGAGCCUGGAAGACGAGCUGCGCGUGCGCACACCUGAGCCAGCUCCACCUGUGCCCCUCCAGCGCGAGCUGAGCGUCGGCUCAGACCACAGUGCGGAGCACGACACGGACGCAGUUCCGCCUCUUCCCGCAGCUCCCGGUACAGCUGGAUCACCCUUCACCUCCCCGCGCGCUCCCGGACGCAGCCACUCGCGCAACAUCUCCACGGCGUCGGCGGCGUCCGCACUCUCGGCAAUCUCAGGCCACUCGCGCACCACCACCUCCAGCGUGGCGUUCGAGGAGAUCGGCUUCGACGACGGCCCGGGGUGGACCGAGGCACCCGAGAUGGCCCUCCCCCAAGCGGCUAGGAUGGGUGCUGGGCCCCCCAUCGCGGGCGGGUUUUCACCGAUCGCAACAAUGGACUCGCCGAGCGCGCGGUCCGACCACACGAUCGUGGGGGCAGUGACGCCGAGCAAGCGCUCUACGGCCGCGAGCCUUGGUACCCUCGGCGGAGGGCCGGGGUUGCGCGUGCGCGUGAGCGACGGCGAUGUGCCACUCGUUCUUGGCGUCGCUGUCGUCGACUUUAACCAUCUCAUUGGGCCAACGGUCGAGUUCGCACACCCAGCCAGCCUGGCUGAGGCACUUGCAGCCGACGACGAACUGUCCCGCCUCCUUCCCUUCCUCGCCCUCCCUGACGGCGCCCAUCUGUCCGAGGAGGACUACUCCUACUUCCACUGCGCUUUCAACCCCAAGGCUGGGACGGAGCCCAACACCGACGUGCCAUGGGGCCGGACGAUCUUUGGCAUCUCAUGUAACCGUCAGAUCGCGGCGUCGGACCUCCUGCACAAGUCCUCCGACGUCACCCGCAGUAUGGUGCAGAAGGCCGUCGUUGUGCUGGCUUCGCAGCCCGUGUUUGGGCCCGUGCGAGAUCGCCUAGGCGUCGUCACACGCACGUUCUUCGCCCAACGCGACUUUGGCAGCACUCAGAUCCUAAACGACUUCUACGAGAGCCUCGAGGCUGGCCUCGAGGGCAAGGCCGGCGAGAGCGCAAUCUACAUGGGCACGUCCCUCCGCGAGCUCGUGCACAAGUUCCGGCAUCGCACGCUCGUGCUUCUCAAGAUGCUGUUAUUGCAGAAGCGCAUCAUGCUCUACGGCUACCCCGUCGAGAUGCUCUGCACGUACCAGUACUCACUCGUCUCGCUCGUGCCGGGGCUGCUCAUGAAUUUGCGUGACUGUGGCUCGCCCAUGCUCGACGCGAGGACACUGCGCACACGCCCCACGUCACUGCGCACGAGUGACCGCGCGAGCCUCCUGCGGUACAUGGGCCUUCCCCUCCACCUGUUCGGUGCGGACGCGGUGUUCCAGCCCUACCUCCCGCUGCAGCAGAUGGACAUGCUCCAGGCGCACUCGUGGCUUGUCGGCACAACAAACCAGAUUGUCACGCAACAGAGGGACUGCAAAUACGACCUGCUUAUCGAGAACAUGACGUUCGAGUUCCCCGACCACAAGGUCGAGCGGCUGAUCGCGCUCACAGCGGCAGACCGCAAGUGGAUGGACGACAUAGUCAAGACGGUCGAGGACAGCUGGAACUUACCCGAGGGCGAGCGACCAGGCUUCCUCGGGAGCGACGACGACUUACGCAACCGCUUCGAGGAGUACCUGUGCGCCUUCCUCGCGUCGAUCAAGUAUGCCGACUUCAUCGGGCAGAAGGGCGCGCAUGACACGACGGCUUCUGGCGUAGGUGCGCCAGCCGAGUCAAACCCACUCCUGCACUUCGGUGAGGCGUACACUGAGGCGUUCCGACAGACGCCUGCGUACGAGCUGUGGGACAGCACGACGGACGAAGUCAUCUUUGACUUGACCGAACCGCGCCACCCAAUGGAGGGCAAGGUGAGCGCAUUCGGGGACGUGGGUAUUCGUCUCGCCGAGGGUCUGCACGACCUGAAGAUUGAGGAGAGCCUGGCCCCAACCCGCGCGGCCAUGAGCAGCGCGUUCGCGGCCGGCUCGUCGUCGCUCUUCCGCGCGUUCGACGGUGUGCGCUCAGAGGUGAACAACCGCCUCGAGGCGGAGAAGGCUCGGCGUGCGUCGGCCACCGCCGCCGAACGUGAGAGGAACAGUCCGAACGGCUCGCCAAAAGGUUCGCGUCCCAGCUCCGCAGCGGCCUUGGCGCCAUCCACGCCGGCCGCCAACCGGCCAGAAUCCGUCGCCUCGAACCGCUCUGGCAACUCGACGGGUGCCGCCGGCACGUCCCCGGCCGCGUCGCCCGGCGUAGAUGUCCGCGCGACGCUCGGGACCGUCGGGAGCAGCAUCUCUGGCUUCUUCGGGAGCCGCAUGGCGACCUUCUCUCGCUCUCCUGCUCCACCACCCCAGGCCGAACGGCGUAAUUCGGGGCUGCGGCCUAUGAGUUUAGCGGGCAGCGCGGCAGCUGCCAGCCCCAAGAAGCCCGGUACAUAG